Molecule: messenger RNA, 498 nt
Organism: Lathyrus oleraceus (garden pea)
Lineage: Eukaryota; Viridiplantae; Streptophyta; Magnoliopsida; Fabales; Fabaceae
Exons: 1
Coding region: 1-498 (165 amino acids)
Source: RefSeq, a predicted model, not a curated record
AUGCCUUUGAUUGCUAUUAUUGAUACCGGUGUGAUACAUUCUUUUAUUUCUUUGGAUUAUGCUAAGAGAUUGAAUCUUGAAUUAUCUAUUAUGCGUGGAAGCAUGGUUACUUAUACUCCGGCUAUGGGUUCAGUGACUACUUCAUCUGUUUGUUUGAAAUGUCCGUUGAAUAUUUGUGAUAAAGAUUUUGAAGUUGAUUUAGCGUGUCUUCCAUUUAGUCAACUUGAUGUUAUUUUGGGAAUGGACUGGAUGAGGGCCAACCAUGUUUAUAUCAAUUGUUUUGUGAAAGUUGUUCUUUUUCUUGAGCCAGAGAAGGAAGGUGAUUUAUUCUUGUCUACUCAACAAGUGAAUGAAUCUGUGCGAGAUGGUGCUGAAGUGUUUAUGUUGGUGGCAAGUUUGAAGCUUAGUGAAAAUGGAACAAUGGGUGAACUUCCGGUUGUUCGUGAUUUUCCUGAAGUGUUUCCUGAUGAGGUUAGCAAUUUGCCGUCUGAACAUUGA